AUGCCGUGGUUUUUUCCAUUACCGGCGUUGAAAUUAUUCAAUACUCAGGCAAUCAAAGGUAUGAUCUACGAUUUUGUUACUGAGUAUGAAACACCAAAAAUUGUCACUAUUCAUUCGUUAAAAUUUACACUUUUAUUACGUAUUACACAAGUUGUCAUUUUACUCUAUGGUGUUCUCUAUAUGCUUAUCUAUGACAAAGGCUAUCAGAAAAAAGACGCUACUAUUAUUUCGUCUGUAACAAUAAAAGUAAAAGGUAUUGGCUAUUCACGAUCAGCGAAAAAUGAACUAGUGAUCAUCGAUGGAGCCGAUUACGUCAUACCAGCACUCGAAAAUUCAGCUAUCUUUAUAAUGACUAGUUUUGUACGUACAGAUCAAGAACGUUCGAAAUGUGAAGAAUCAAAAGGUCUCAAAGAAGCACGUUGUUCAUCAGAUGAAUAUUGUCAAACAAGAAAUCGUUCACCAAAUGCUAAUGGACGAUGGACAGGAAAAUGUUUAAUUAAGUCAAAUGCUACCGAGGGUUUUUGUGAAAUGGAUGGGUGGUGCCCAGUAGAGGAUGAUCUUAUUCCGUCAGAAACCGUAGAAGAUGCACUAAAUUUUACAAUAUUUUUAAAAAAUUUCAUUGAAUUUCCGGAAUUUAAUGUCAUACGUAAAAAUAUUCGUGAUGAUAUGAAACCGUGUGUUUAUGAUGAGAAACACGAUAAAACUUGUCCAAUAUUUCGUCUAUCAAAAAUUAUGGACGCAGUUGAAAAUGAAGCGGAUGAGCGUGCCAAGAUGUUAAAACUUGGUGGUGUAAUUAAAAUUAAACUUGAUUGGGAUUGUAACUUCGAUUUUCAUGUUAAACGAUGUGCACCUGUCUACUCUUUUGGGCGAUUAGAUACCAAAUUUAGAGAUGAAAAAUUUUCAAAAGGAUUCAAUUUUAGGUAUGUUGAUAAAUCACGAAAUAAUAGUGUACUCCGUUUGUGGAAUCUAAUGAAACCAAAAGUAAGAUCUGAAAUGAGUCAAAUUGUCUGA
Didymodactylos carnosus is the source of this 1011-nucleotide messenger RNA. The record is from the annotation of a GenBank genome assembly. NCBI's taxonomy places the organism in Eukaryota, Metazoa, Rotifera, Eurotatoria, Philodinida, Philodinidae.